GAAUUCAAUUGGUAAUAAACUGAUUUCAAACCUAUUUUAAUUUGCAACAGUUUAUAAGUAAUAAUAACUAAACAAUAACCGGGGAUUACACAAAAAACAAAUCACUUCGUUAUCAAGAAAUUGUUGAAGUGAUACAAUAUAAAGUUAUACGAAAUUGUUAGCGUGAUUUUAAACAUUUGAGGUAGUUGAUAAAUAAAUUGAAUUGCUAAUAAAAAUGGCUACAAUACAAGGAAAAAGAGAAAAAUGGUGUGAUCUAUUAGAAAAUUUGAUUGAAUGCCCGGUAUGCUGUGAAAUACCGCCAAAUAAUAUUUUACAAUGUCAGUUGGGUCAUCAUAUAUGUAUAUCAUGUCGUUAUAAAUUAACGAUUUGCCCAAUAUGUAAAAACAAUUUUGGUUCAACAAGAAAUUUUGUAGCCGAAGAAAUUUGUAAAAAAUAUAUAGAAAUAAUGAUGUCUUUAAAGAUACCUACGAUUAAAGAAACAGAAAAAAUGUUAGAGAAUAAAUUAUGUGUUUCUACACAAACAGAAAAAGUAUCUAAAACAUCGGUCCAAGUUCAAACAGGAAAUCUAUUUUUACACGAUAACAAAGAAACGCAAUGUAAUACAUAUGUAACGGAAAAUCAGCAUGUAUUAACUCCACGAAAUUUAAGGACAAGAAAUAUCAAUUAUUUUAUUCCAAAAGGAAAUUAUCGAUGUUGUUUAGGUUCAUGUUUGAUAUCUUUGCCUUUUACAAAAAUGAUACAACAUCUAAAAUUGUAUCAUAAAGAUACAUUUUAUGAAGUUAAACAGACUAAAGAAGGUUAUAAAAAACAAUUAAAUCUAGAAUAUAUUUCACCAAAAGACUAUGAUUUUGCAAUUUAUGUAAAAAAGAUGGGUUUAUUUUUUAUAAAAAUUAAAAUUUUUCUAUCAGGCGAUUUAAAAGGCGAAAUCUUAAUGGCAAAUAAGGCUUCAAUAUGUAAACAUUUUAUGCUUGACAUGACAAUUGGAUAUGGAGAAAAAGCUAUAACGUGCUCAGGCUUGGCGAAGACGUGCAAUAAUUUCGAUUCGAAAAGUUUAGAAGACUGCCUUUACAUAAAAAAUACGAAAUUGGAAGAAAUCGCUGAUGUAAAUAAUGGAUCAUUAUUUGAUUGCAUUUUUAUUAUUAAGAAUUUUAAUUUAAUGAAAGAAAACCAUGAUUUCGUGAAUCAUGAAUAACCAGUUAUUAUAUAUUUCAGAUAAAUUAUUUUUAUCGUUGUUAUAAUAGUAUUAAGGUUUAAAAAUAAAAACAGAUGUUUCUUUGAUUGCACUUUAAAGAUUAUGUAUUUGAAAGUAAUUUAGCAUAAUCAUUAUUUUUGCUAUAAUGAAAGUAAUUAAUUUUUUAUUGUGUUAUUUAACAGGUUCUUUUCUUUUUUUUGGCAUGAUUUUAAUAUUUUUUUAAUGGACGUUUUUGACUACAGUUUUUAACAUUUAUUUCAAUUACUGCAACAAUCACUAAAUUAUUUAUUUGUUAUUAUUUUAUAAAAUCUACUUACUUUGUCAAUGUCUUUAUUAAAGUCUGUACAUCUUAUUUGUAAAGCAUUAUAAUAGCAAUUCAAUCUUUCUUUCUCUAAGACAAAAAUUAUAGGAAUUUUCAUUUAAAUAGAUUUAAGUUAAGCUAUACCAAAUGUUUAAAAUUACAAUAAUUUUAUAUCAAGUAAAUUAUAGUUCGUUACACAAUACUUUGUUCGCAGAACUUGUAUUUCUGAAAAUAAAAUACAAUAUUUCAAAUGUGACAAACUAAAUUGAUCUAAUGUAAAUAGCUUUAAUCAUUAUAUAAUAUUAGCGUAACUACAUAAUCUGUAUAUUACUAUACAUUGAUACUAAAACCAAUUGACAUAUUUAAAAAAA
Messenger RNA from Polistes canadensis, 1864 nucleotides. RefSeq lists its product as uncharacterized. The record is from RefSeq and is a predicted model, not a curated record. Lineage: Eukaryota; Metazoa; Arthropoda; Insecta; Hymenoptera; Vespidae. Bases 215 to 1192 code for a protein of 325 amino acids. The transcript has 5 exons.